Messenger RNA from Symsagittifera roscoffensis, 2637 nucleotides. Its product is annotated as kelch-like protein 3. The coding region runs from base 198 to 2348 and encodes 716 amino acids. The record is from RefSeq and is a predicted model, not a curated record. The transcript has 5 exons. Gene Ontology annotation, molecular function: protein binding. NCBI's taxonomy places the organism in Eukaryota, Metazoa, Xenacoelomorpha, Acoela, Convolutidae.
UGUUGUUUAUGGUGCAAAUCAUUGUUAUAUUUUUGUUAUUUGUAUUUCUUUCUUUCAGGUAUAAUGUUAUUUUAAUCGAGACUGAAGUCACAAGACCAGCCCCCAUUCGACCCUGACCCCUGACUGUCCUUUUCCGACUUUUUCUACUCCGAGCACUCAGCGCAAUUAGUUCAUAUUUGCCUGUGUGUUUACAUUUAAUGGAUCGAUACUCACUCCCAUUUACUAACCGAAGACAGAGAAAAUAUGAUCAACUAACAAUGUCCAUGAACAACAGUAGCCAAACGCAAUCAGAGGCUGGAACGAGUUCGCUAGCAAACUCAACUCCAGCCUCGACAGCUACGUCCUCGACCAAUCAGAGUGUAGCUAGAGGAGGCGAUGUGUUGACUGUUCCGAUGACUUUGCCGACGAUGGGAAUCGUGUCUGCAGCUCCUCCGCAGCAAAAUCAUGUGGCGCCUCAGAACCCGACUCAGACGCAGUUGCACUUCACUGGUGGCUCAUCUAGGAGUGGAAGCUUGUCCUCGAAUAGGCUGGUACCAGUUCCCAUGUUCAGUGAAGCGGAUGAAGCAACUGAGUCUGAAGGAAAUCCAGGAGCGAGGUACAGCUGUUCUGCCUCUGGAAGCUGGUCCACUUUUGCGUCCUGUGUCUCCUCGGGAGUACCCCAGAGAUUCUCCAACCACCCCAGUAAGGCCUUCGACAUGUUGGCCCACAUGUGGAGGAACAAGCACCUCUGUGACGUCAUUCUGGGAGUGGCCGGAACUGAGGUGGAGAUCGAGUGCCAUCGGAAUGUACUGGCCUCGUCCAGCCCCUAUUUCUACGCUAUGUUCAGAAAUGAUUUGGCAGAGAGUCACAGCAACAGAAUCAUGCUGCAUGAAGUGGACGCGCAAGCAGUUCAAAUGAUACUCGAAUUCAUGUAUACUUCUGAAAUUCUAAUUGACGACGAGACUGUCCAAAUUUUGCUCCCGACUGCAAACCUUCUUCAAAUAGAGGAAGUCAGAAACGCAUGUUGUGAGUACCUCCAGUCCCAGCUUCACCCCACAAACUGUCUCGGCUUUCGGGAUUUUGCCGACAUCCACUCGUGCAAAGAACUCCUCGCGACUGCACACAACUACGCUGAACAGCAUUUCAGUGAUGUCAUUCAAUGCGACGAGUUCCUGGCACUGAGUGCUGAACAGCUAUCGGAUCUAAUAGCCUCGGACAAUUUGAGUGUGAAUUCGGAAGAGGAAGUUUUCGAAGCUGUCGUGACGUGGGUCAACCACGACAGAGCUGAAAGGGAAAGGUCGGUAGCUACAGUCAUGUCUCACGUGAAAUUUCCUUUUUUGGCACGAGAUUAUUUAAUCGAAAGAGUAGAACAAGAGCAUCUAAUGAAAGCGGACGAAUGUAAAGAUUUCCUCAUUGAAGCUAUGAAAUACCAUUUGUGCACGGAAGAGCUAAAAGCGAACAUUAAAAGCUCACGGAUCAGACCGAGAGCUCCGCUCGGAUUGCCGAAAUUGAUGUUUGUCGUUGGCGGUCAGGCACCGAAAGCUAUCCGAAGUGUUGAAUGCUACGACUUCACAGAAGAACGAUGGAUUUCAAAGGCAGAUUUGCCCAGUCGACGUUGUCGCUCAGGUGUUGUGGCUUUGAAUGGGUUGAUCUAUGCGUGCGGAGGGUUCAACGGGAGUUUGAGAGUGCGGACAGUCGAGGUGUACGAUCCAGCUAAGGAUACCUGGUCUCCUGCUCCGAGUAUGGAAGCGAGAAGAAGUACUCUGGGAGCGGCGAGGAUGAAUGGGAAGAUAUACGCGGUGGGGGGAUUCGACGGGGCAACCGGACUGAACUCGGCCGAGUGCUUUGACCCGAAGACCAGUGAGUGGUGUCUGAUUGCAUCCAUGACUCACAGGAGGUCAUCGGUUGGAGUGGGAGUCAGUAACAAUAAACUGUAUGCGGUGGGUGGGUAUGACGGGGCCAGCAGACAAUGUCUGAAUGUGGUGGAGUGCUAUGACCCAGAGGGGGAUGUGUGGACCCAUGUGGCCGAGAUGUCCACCAGGAGGAGUGGGGCUGGAGUGGGUGCACUCGACGGAUUCCUAUACGCUGUCGGAGGCCACGAUGGACCCAUGAUUCGCAAAUCAGUGGAGAGAUUCGACCCGGAAUUGAACAGAUGGUCUUAUGUGGCAGACAUGCACACAAUGCGACGCAAUGCAGGUGUUGUAGCGGUGAACGGACUACUAUAUGUAUGUGGGGGCGACGACAGCAACCAGAACUUGAACUCAGUUGAAGUUUACAACCCGAAAACGGACGCUUGGACUCUCCUUCCGGCACAAAUGGGUAUCGGAAGAAGCUACUCGGGUGUCGUGGUUCUGGACAAGAAGUUAUAAUUAAGUUAUAACAGAAAUAAGAAACCUAACUUCAAAACGAGUUGUGAAACUAGCCUCUCAGAAAGAAGACUUGGUUACUUCAACGUGAAAAAAACUUAAUUUUUUUGUGUCAAAACUUGGCAAAACAAACGUGUUUUUGUUAACCGUGCUAACUUUUCCGAAAACAAUUAACCUUUAUUUAUUCGUCCAUUAUGGCGCUUAUAUAUAUCUAACUGUAAUCCGUUUUAGUUUAUUUAGGUUGAGCUUAUAAUUUAUGCAAUGUUCGAGUCGAUAUUAUUGAAUGUUCAAU